ACUUAAGAGCAUCCCAAGUUACACUAAUAUAACCAAAAGGAUCUCCCCUAUCAUCUAUAUACUCCUUCUAAUACAUUCCAACAGGAAAAAAACUAACAAAAUAACAAACACUAUUUUGCUCUUUAUGCUAUCUACAGAUAUGUUGAAUCAAAGAUAGACAUUUUCGAGCCUUCUUUAUUGUUUGUAAGUCUUCCAGCCUUGCUUUUGUCUCUCUUUGUAUCUGUGCUACCAAAUAUUCUGUAUUUACACCUGUACCUUCAAAAUAAUUCGAAUUACUUGCUUUCCAUGUGUGAUAUAUCAGUGCUCCCCAUAUAGCUGAGGCCAUUUCCUUCUUCAUCUGCGUCCACUUGCUAGUUUUGAACCAGUGUAAUGUUUGAAUCACCCCUCCGCUCCCUAAUUGUAUACCCGACCAUGCACUAAGUUGAUCCCUUAUUGCUGUAAUCCAUGAACAAAUGUUAAUGAGUUUCUGUUGUUGCAAUAUCACGUAGUUGACAGGUGCCAUCAUCAACUGGUAUAUGCAGUCUUUGUAAUUUCUCCUUCGUAAGAAGUCUAUCUUGGUAUGCAAGCCAUACUAUAAAUCUAUGCCUUUGGCAACAUUGCCUUGGUCCAUAUCAAGUCAGCGUCCUGUAAUUUGGUUAAGUCUAUUAACAUUGCAUUAUAGCUCCUUGUUACAGAAUAUUCUCUGUUGGUAAUUAGUUUAUAUCUACCAUUCUGAUACCAAUGUGCCAUAUUACCUUUUAGUACAUUUUAGUAUUCCUCCGAUACCAGCUGAUGUCUUGCGGUGGAGUAUGCCCCCAUAUGGCUCCAUCUUGUUUUAUAUAAAUUCAUGCACCCAUAACAAUUUUUUUUGCCAUUCAAUUGCCACAGUAGCUUACCUAGUGAUGCUUCAUUCCAUUUCCCGCAUCCCUUGAUGUUAAUACCACCAAACUUCUUUGGUUUGCGCACCUUUUCCGAUGCUACCAAUGUUACUUUCCUCUGCUCCUCUGAAUUGCUCCACAGGUAAUCUCUGUACCUCUUAUCUACCUCCUUGAGCAUACUCUGCUCCUUUGAAUUGCCUAGAGUAUGCCUUUGUGAUUCUGUCUGUGAUCAUGCUCAAUAUGCUUCCAUUACUCUUUGUAUUGAUCUUUUGUCUCCUUUACAGAAGAUCAUCUGCAAACACCAGGUGUGUGAGUUUGAAUGUUCUGCACAUAUGAUGAUACUUAAAGUCAGGCAGUGUACUCAUCUUCUUCAACAUUCUUAAUAGAUACUCUAUUACAAGAAUAAAUAAUAAUGAAGAUAUUGGAUCUCAUUGCCUCAAACCUCUCCUCUCCUCCCCUCCCCUCAAAAUACCCAUAGCCCUCCCCAUUUAACUUUGUUGAGGUAAUGCAUUUCAUAAUCAAAUGAGUAAAAGAAUCAGGGAAGCCAUAUCCCUUUCUUUAAGUCUAUCUUCAUUAGGCACCUCGGAGAAGUUUGCCUAUUAUUGUGAACCAGUGAUCUCCCCUCUACAAAAGCAAUCUGGUUAUCAGAGAUUAAGUGAGUUAGAGCCUUCCUCAAUCUCUGGCAUAUCAUUUUAGAGAUGCACUACAUUACAACAGGAGGAGAUGGGAAUUUUACUUUUAUUUAUUUACCUAUACAAUAAGAUUAGUGACCCCCCUUUUUUCCCAAGAGGCAUUAUCUAACAUUUAUAGUCCUUGAGAAACUUUUCUCAUCAUAAACUAGUACUCCCUUCGUUCUUCCACCACCCUUAUCAAAGAUCUUUCUUAUGGGAAAACAUACAAAAAAAAAAGCUAAACGUGCACAAAAUAAGUUGAAACUAGAAUUGUAGGGGACACUCAGUAAAGAGCUCCCUUCCAAAAAUAGGCGUAAAAGGCGAAAGAAUAGUUCGCUUUGUGGCAAUACAAGGCCAGUGCUUCCCUUUUAAUGUUGUAACAAAGUCUGGAUUUACUCAUUCUUUCCGAUGUGCUUUUAGGUGAUCGUGAAAAGAUAUAUGCUCACAAACUGAUCGACGAAAUGCUGCACAGAACGAUUAGGACUAAUUAUCUUGAAUUUCGGAUCCAGGUUGGUUUUUAAUUGUAUAAUGGAGGACCCAAUUGGCAUAAGCAGGACACAGAGCAGUUCUCCGUCGAUUAAAUUUCAUGGUUUAUGCUUACUUUAAGUUGGCGUUACAAUGGCAUUCAGUAGUACGAGGAACCUUAUACCUCGAGCUAAGAUUUUGAUUGCCAACAAAAGUGGAUUGAUGCGGUUUUAUCACUGCUCAGAAGAAGUCCAUGAGGAGGCUUUGCCUUCUGAAUGGUAUGAGAAAGCUUUCACAAAAUUAACAAAAUUGAGCCACUUGCUUAAGCAUGUGGACUUUGUUGAUGGUAAGCUAGUCAAUGUUAAUGACCGCGCGAGAGUUUAUGAUGAGAGCUUGGAACAAAAGAUGUUUACUUUUAAAUUAUUGGCUAGGACUUUUAUUGGGUGUCCGUCAAUGCAAGAAAUGAUGAAGCAGAAUAUGAUGAGAGCAUUAGCUGAUGCACAAAGCGACCACCCCAUGUAUUUCAGCAAAGCUAGCGAGAGGGAAUCGAUUACAAUUGAUUCCCUAACAAAAGUGUCAAACUUCUUGAAUGUGUCUGCUCAACAAAAGAAGCUUGUCAGGCAAUCGAUAUGUGCACAGGUGACAAAGUACCCGAUAUGGACAGGGGCACUCGAAGAGAUAUUGAAUGGAUUGAACUCUGAGAUAGAUUUUCUAAAUAGUAGGUGUCCGAGUAAAGAAAUUAAUAUGGCGCAACAAAUAGUUACAACUUGUCAAAAGUUUUUAGAAAAUGCCACUUCUUAUGACCCUGAAUCCACUUCAUGGAUGCGCCUCGCACCUGCAAAAGGCGUGGAGUCGCCCACUUCUCACAAGUGGGAAGAUGUUCUUGAAAUGUUCAUCGACCUUACUAAUUGCUUGAGUGAAGAGAUAAAAUUAACUUCAGAGGUUAAGAAGCUUGAGGUCAUGAAAGAAGGGCUUUAUCAGAUUAGGGAUGUUUCGAUAGACAAAAACAUUGGGUAUAAGGAAACUCGCCACCAGGAGAGUUUAGUGCACAAGAAGUUGAGUAAGACAUUGGGCCACUCAUCGCGAUGCGUGUUCUCUCUUCUUCUUUAUUAUCUUUAUGGCAGCAUAUGGGAUAUUGAAGUUGAAGUUUGUGGAGGACUUUAUGCAAUUGGUCGCGGGGAUAAAUUCCGUCUGUGCAUGGGAAAGAUCUUAACAUCCAAUGAGGAGAAUACAGUGCAGAGUGGGGUAAAGCAGCUAAGCAGAGUUUUGGGGCUUUUCAAGUUUGUAUGGGAAACGGCAGGAAUGAAAGGCGACCUAGAAGUUCAAGGCCAUUUGUGGUGCAUUGGCGCUGAGAAUAAGCUAUUUACCUAUAGAAACAAUCUGUUCUUGUUGCAUUCUAUUAGUUGCUGAUGCAAGACUUUUCUCUGACAAUGAGAACUAGAAAGGUUCCACCAGAGGAUGAUGUAUACAUCAUUGAAUGGGUAUCGUAGGUUAGCAUCUGAUCAACUAUUUGCUGUCAUAUCAUUUUCAGUAUCUUAGUUAUGAUAUGGGGGAACUUUAUGUCUGAGUUACAAGACAAUCAUCACUUUAUUAAUUUGUUACAAAUUGGUGACACUGUAUUUGAUAAAUUGGUUUUGCUGUUUAACUUGUAACGGACUUGCCUUAGUUUA
Molecule: messenger RNA, 3663 nt
Organism: Nicotiana tabacum (common tobacco)
Lineage: Eukaryota; Viridiplantae; Streptophyta; Magnoliopsida; Solanales; Solanaceae
Source: RefSeq, a predicted model, not a curated record